CCAGGGUAACGGGAACUGGAGACCCCGCGAGAGACCGCCCACAAGACCCCCCGCGUGCAGCCAUGAGCCCCGCCCCCCACUGGUGCUCGGAGAGGGGCGGAACCUGGAGCAAGGCAGCUCCGUGACCUCACCAUGUCCACCCCCACUACCAGUUCCGUGGACAGUCCCCUGCCUGGAAAUGCCCCCCCACAGUCCGACAGCCCGUGUUCGUCUCCCGCUGUGAAGGAGGAAGGCUCUGAGCCGUGGCCUGGAGGUCUGGACUCUGAUGCCCCAGGCACUGAUGGGGCAGGCUCUGCCUGCAGUAUGGGUGAGCUGGGUCAUCGCAGACCCCCCUGAGGAGCCAGAGCGCAAACGGAAGAAGGGCCCGGCCCCCAAGAUGCUGGGCCACGAGCUGUGCCGCGUGUGUGGCGACAAGGCGUCAGGCUUCCACUACAACGUCCUCAGCUGUGAGGGCUGCAAGGGCUUCUUCCGGCGCAGCGUGGUCCGCGGCGGGGCCGGGCGCUACGCCUGCCGCAGGGGGGGCACCUGCCAGAUGGACGCCUUCAUGCGCCGCAAGUGUCAGCUGUGCCGUCUGCGCAAGUGCAUGGAGGCGGGGAUGAGGGAGCAGUGCGUCCUUUCGGAAGAGCAGAUUCGGAAGAAGAAGAUUCAGAGGCAGCAGCAGCAGCAGCAACAGUCAUCAUCACCCGUGGGGCCUGGGGGCAUCAGUGGCCCAGCAGCCGAGCCUGGGGCCGAGCCUGGGGGACCUGAAGGGAGUGGCCAGGGCUCCUCGGAAGGAGAGGGCGUCCAGCUGACGGCGGCCCAGGAACUCAUGAUCCAGCAGUUGGUGGCCGCCCAGCUGCAGUGCAACAAGCGUUCUUUCUCGGACCAGCCCAAGGUCACGCCCUGGCCCCUGGGUGCAGACCCCCAGUCCCGGGACGCUCGCCAGCAACGCUUCGCCCACUUCACGGAGCUGGCCAUCAUCUCCGUCCAGGAGAUCGUGGACUUCGCCAAGCAGGUGCCCGGCUUCCUGCAGCUGGGCCGCGAGGACCAGAUCGCCCUGCUCAAGGCGUCCACCAUCGAGAUCAUGCUGUUGGAGACCGCCCGGCGCUACAACCACGAGACCGAAUGCAUCACUUUCCUGAAGGACUUUACCUACAGCAAGGACGACUUCCACCGAGCAGGCCUGCAGGUGGAGUUCAUCAACCCCAUCUUCGAGUUCUCGCGGGCCAUGCGGCAGCUGGGCCUGGAUGACGCCGAGUACGCCCUCCUCAUCGCCAUCAACAUCUUCUCCGCCGACCGGCCCAACGUGCAGGAGCCCCAGCGCGUGGAGGAGCUGCAGCAGCCCUACGUGGAGGCACUGCUGUCCUACACACGCAUCAAGAGGCCGCAGGACCAGCUGCGCUUCCCCCGCAUGCUGAUGAAGCUGGUGAGUCUGCGCACGCUGAGCUCCGUGCACUCCGAGCAGGUCUUCGCCCUGCGGCUCCAGGACAAGAAGCUGCCACCCCUGCUGUCCGAGAUCUGGGACGUACACGAGUGAAGUGAGGGGCCGCCGUGCUGCCCC
Elephantulus edwardii (Cape elephant shrew) is the source of this 1540-nucleotide messenger RNA. It is a transcript of the gene NR1H2, whose product is annotated as nuclear receptor subfamily 1, group H, member 2. Gene Ontology annotation, biological process: cell differentiation; positive regulation of transcription by RNA polymerase II; lipid metabolic process. The record is from RefSeq and is a predicted model, not a curated record. Gene Ontology annotation, molecular function: RNA polymerase II cis-regulatory region sequence-specific DNA binding; zinc ion binding; nuclear receptor activity. NCBI's taxonomy places the organism in Eukaryota, Metazoa, Chordata, Mammalia, Macroscelidea, Macroscelididae. The transcript is spliced from 9 exons. Bases 266 to 1516 code for a protein of 416 amino acids.